This is a messenger RNA of Saccostrea echinata, 6218 nucleotides long. RefSeq names its product roquin-2-like. The record is from RefSeq and is a predicted model, not a curated record. The transcript has 20 exons. Lineage: Eukaryota; Metazoa; Mollusca; Bivalvia; Ostreida; Ostreidae. Gene Ontology annotation, molecular function: metal ion binding. The coding region runs from base 201 to 3578 and encodes 1125 amino acids.
AGAAAAAUGGGGUGAAGAGUCAACAUCUAAUACUUUAUAAACUGUAUAGUUUUGAAACUAUUAUGGUCAAUGCUUCGUUUUAGAAGCUUCAUGUUACUGUAAAUGCUGAUGUUAAGUGCUUGCUUUUGAAGAAUAUUGGGAAUAAUCAAGAUGAUUUGCUUGAAGAUUCUUCAUUUUUGGUGCACUGUGGAUCCCACUUCAUGUCGGUAACUCAGAGUGAGAGGGAGAAGAUGCCAGCCCAAGCCCCUCAGUGGACAGAGUUCCUAUCUUGCCAGGUGUGUUACAAUGUUUUCAAUGAGACUGACCGUAGGCCAGUCAGUCUGGCAUGUGGGCACACUGUCUGUAGAACAUGUCUGCUCAAUCUCCCCCAGAAAAAAUGUCCAUUUGAUCAGUGUGCCAUCACGAGGGACGUGAGUGAGCUGCCUGUUAACUAUGCCCUGCUCCAGUUAGUGGGAGCUGCAAUACCAGCUGAGAGUGAACAGCCAGUUCCAAUCCCUAUUCCAGAGAAAACAAAACAUUAUGAGUCAGCAAAGCACUGUAUAGAAGAAAUAGCUCUCUAUCUUAAACCAGUAUCUGAAGGUUGUUCAACAGCUGCAGCAAUAAGUUCCGGAAGUAACAGUAUAUUAAGCCGCCCGAUGCAGAGAAAGGUUGUAUCUCUUGUGAGUUGUCAGCUAGUGGAGGAGGAGGGUAGAGCUCGUGCUGCUCGGGCAGCUCGCUCGCUUGGUGAGCGAACUGUUACAGAACUCAUUCUUCAGCAUCAAAAUGCCCAACAAUUAUCUUCAAACUUAUGGGCCGCUGUGCGUGCUCGUGGAUGUCAGUUCCUGGGUCCUGCUAUGCAGGAGGAGGUUCUUAAGCUAAUUUUGUUGGCCCUGGAGGAUGGUUCCUUAUUGUCAAGAAAAGUUCUGGUUUUGUUUGUUGUCCAGCGUCUAGAGUCACAGUAUCCUCAAGCCUCCAAGACAGCCAUAGGACAUGUAGUUCAGCUAUUGUACAGAGCUUCUUGUUUUAAGGUCACAAAGCGAGAUGAGGAGUCCUCUUUGAUGCAACUGAAGGAGGAGUUCCGUUCAUAUGAGGCCCUGAGACGAGAGCAUGACUCACAGAUCAUACAAAUAGCCAUGGAGUCUGGUCUGAGGAUCGCACCAGAUCAGUGGUCAUCAUUACUGUACGGAGACACAAACCACAAAUCACACAUGCAGUCUAUCAUUGACAAGCUUCAGACUCCCCAGUCCUUCACUCAGAGCACCAAUGAACUAGUGGUGGCCCUUCAGCGGAGUGGUGACCCCUUUAACCUACAGAGACUCCGCCCACAUUUAGAGUUCCUAGCCAGCAUUGAUCCUAGUCCAGAGGCUCCAACUCCAUCUUGGGAGAAUUUAGAAGCAGUGAUGAAAGCUGUAAAGACAGUGGUAAAGGGUCUGGUGGACUUCAUACAAAGUAAUGGAUCCAAGAAAGUGGAUAACACAGCAUAUGUUAAUGUCCGUUACAAGACCAGUAUGUGCCGAGAUUUGUCUGAAAAAGGUCGCUGUCCAAGGGGAACUAACUGUACCUUUGCUCACUCCCAGGAGGAACUAGAAAAGUUCAGAGCAAGAAACAAAAGAUCUGGUAGAAAUGCCUGCCCUGCAAAUGACACUUCGACCUUGACCCUAAAGCAGAAAGUCCAGCUGGACCAUAUCACAAGAACAUCUCUGGAGAAACAAAGACAGUUGAGCAGCAGUUCUGAUUCAGCCAUAAAAGACCAAGGUUCUGUUCCUGCUGUUGCUGGACCCCAGGACCUGACCCAGGGAAUAAAUUCUCUGUCUCUAAUUGACCCAGUGAAGACAGGAGAUACCACUGCCAUAUCAGCCUUACAUGCCCACCAACCACAGAUCAACUUCCAGAAUCUGCCCCCUCAACCUCCUGUUCAACCCAGUGUAAGCUCAAUGGUACCACCUCAGUUUCCAAUGUACCCCAAUCACCAGUACCACCCUAGCAUGUUACAGUCAGGGAUCUACCCCAGUGCCCCACAGGUACCUGUGGGUAAUGGAGGAGUCAUGAUGAAUAUGCAGGGAGUGGGGUACUCGGAUAUGUACCAAAUGGAAGUAAACAGAGGUUGUGUACAGCAUCCAUCAAUCCCUUCACCAUAUCCCAUGAUGCAACAGCCACAGUACCCCGGUGUCCAGUAUCAGCAGUUUGUACCUGGGUAUUUCCCACCUGGAUACAUGCCUUACACUCAGAAUCCAGGUGGGAUCCCACCUUACAUGGAUUCUCACAGUGGAGUGCAGGGUCCUUCCAAUGUAGAUGUAUACUCUAGUGACCAGACAGUGACUUCAAAUUCUUCAUCCUCUGCCCAAGAUAUGGGUGCAAGAUCAGCAGGAGAUGUGGGCUCUAAAAAUCAGACCAGAGUUCUUCACAAUCUGCAAAGCAGAAGGAAAGAGAUUUUGGCAAAGAUUCAGAAUAUUCCUGCGAGCUCUGGAGGAGGUACAGUUAGUAACCCCCUUCUGAGAGGAUGUGCAUCAGUGACUCCAACUGUAAGGGAAAUCAUCAAAGACCCGUACAAGACUGCCAAUGACAAAUUCAUGGUAUCAACAAAGUCAACCUUGAACAAAGCUGUCAGCGAUACACUGCAUGCCAAUCAGAUAACAUCACUGGCAGAAGUGCAGAAAUCUAAUUGGAAUCAGGAUUACAUCCCUUGGUCCAGUGGUGACACAACUUUGUCAGUUUUUACAUCUUCAUCAGACACCAUGGCUUCGUCAUCUGACAUACUGACAGACAGCGGUGACAUCUGGAAUGAGAGUAGUUCUGAUAGCACAGAAUUCAUGUUAAACUGGCUGAAGGACAUACCAGAUGACCCUGUACCAGUGGAGAACAAAGAGGAUACAAAAUGGUGGCUCAACAACACAAGUCUAUCAGGACCAUUACAAACCAGCACCAAAAACAGAGCAUUGGAUUCAUAUCCAAGGAGCAGUAUGUCGGUGUGCUCUGACAAGACAGAUGAGGAGAUUCCUUUUGAUCCUCCAAUUGUUUCUAAGUUUGGACCAAUUUCCAGGUCCUGUAAGACAAAGUACAAAUUCUCUGAUCCUGUACAGGCUACAGCCAAUCAGGGUCAUUCCACGAUGACCCCUGUGACAGCCAUUACCCCUGUGAGGCGACCUCAGACAACAGCUUUCCCACAGGAAACUAAGGUGAAGAAAACAAAUGAGGUCCAUAUGCAUGGUUACAAUCUCCAUGCCAUCUCCACUGGAUGUUACGACAAAUCAGAGAUGGGGCUACAGGAUUACGUCAGACAUGAGCUGUCGCGUCUAGAGAAGCAGGCACAGAAUGCCUACACAGAGGGAGAGGCUCUCAAUUGUGAACUGAAGGCCGUGGAACUCCAGAUUUCACUGGAAGAUGGAUCCAUGCUAGAAGCUCCACCAAGCAAACCUGAGAAGACUAUAUUCGGAUGGGAGUUGGAGUCUAAGUUGGAGAGACCCCCAGGAGCAUGGAGCAGCUUUGAGUUAUUAGCUGCAGCCACUACCAAAGGAAUGAAAUUGGAUGACAUCCACAUGGCAUUAGAUGCCCAGAAGAAGGCAACACAGUCAUUACGAAGCAAACAGCAAGAAGAUUAGAGGGGGAAAGAAAGGGUUAAGAGUGCUUUUAAAAGCUAUGAACAUAUCACUGUCUUUCUUUCAUGGGACAGGGGAGUGUUUUUUACUGUGUAUUGUGUUUUAAAUAUACUGAGUGUUUAUUUUUAUUCUUUCAAUAUAAUCAUGCAAUAACCAUUUGUUAAACAAAGUAUGACAUUUGGACAUAUUCUCUACAAUGUAGGGUGAAGGAAAUACUAUGUAUCUUCUGAAUUUUGAAUUCAUUGUGAAGCUCAUUAUUCAGUGUCUACCAUGUGGACUCAAUAUGUCAAGUUUUAGAUUGAUUGGAAUUUUGGUUCUUAUGUCGUACAUAUUGUGCAUCUCUGUAUAAACAUGUUCUAUUAGAGCUACAUUAUACCUCAUUUUCAUGUUUUUCUGUAAUAUUGUUGAAAUGGCUUUAUUUUUCAAAUGUAUAAUGAAAAUAUAUCCAUGGUGUAUGUAUGAAUCAAGGAUGGAGGGGCACCACUGUUUAAUACCAGUGCUUUGUUAAUUCAUUCAAUGCUAAAAACAGAGGAUAAAAAUCUCUUGUUUUUUUGUUUGUUUGUUGUUUUUUUUUUCAUUAUAUAAACUAUCAAAAUUUAAGAAAAUUUUGAAGCAACAGAGAGAUAUACUUUUGAAUUAAGGUCAAGAUCUAGUACUGUCUAUUUGUGUUAGAUCCAUUAUGAUGCCAUAAUUUAAACAAUUGCAGAAAAUAUAGAAUUUUCAUGAAAUUUAAUUUAAAACUGUGUCAAAGUAGGGUAUUCCCAUUACCUAUUUUCAAUUUCAUAUUUUAAAAAAGAGGUCAAGAACAUAUAAUUAUGAUUUUCUGAAAGACUGGAGGUAAUCUGGAUACAUUUACUUUGUCUAAAAGGAAAAAAAAGCUAUAUUUAUCACAGGUUUUCUUCAUUUGCAUUGAAAAUGACAGUUUAAAAUUUGUUGGGUUUUUUGUUGUGUUUAUCUAAAAAUGGCUCAACACACCUUAAUUUACCAAUCUUUAGUUAUAAAGCAUCAAAGGAAUUCAUUUCUAAAAUUGGAAAAAUUUGCAAAAAAUUGAAUAUUAAAAACCAGAUAUAUAAACUUAUUUUUUGAAAAACUUUAUCACAUUAUCAUAGCUUUUUUUAUACAUCUUUAUGAAAGUCUGAUUUGCAAAGCCAUAAUUUGUGUUGAUGUGAAAUAUUUCAGUACAUGUAUAUACUUUGUACAAGGUACAAUGCAUGCCUAUUUUUGUUGGAAUUUUAAUGACAUUUUAUCAUUGGUGUGUAUAUAUUAGAUAUAUACUAAUUUUUCUGAUAGUCUGACAAAAUGUAUUUUUUUUAAAUGAAAUACCAUGUCAGCUGUUUUAUUUAUGUGACACAUGUGUACUAUAAACAACAGACUUGACUCAGAGUCUGGUAGGUUGGGUUUCAUGUGAUUGAAUGGUAACUGUUCUGUACUCUGUACAAAAAAAAAUUCUGUGAAUUUCUUGAGAAGACAGCUAUUUUAUCAUUGUCAUUCAUUUUAAUUUUUUUUUCUUUUUUGAAAAUGGGUGGGGAGGGUUUGAUAUGAACUCUUUUUCCUUAAGAGAAAAAAUACUAGAAGCUAUUGUACUGUAUGGCAAGAAAUGUUGAAAGAUAUAUAUAUACUUUUAAAAGCGGAAAGGAAAAUGAAAUUGGUGUAUUAUGAAUUUUUUUGGAAUAGAAUUGUAGAUAACAUUUUGAAUUAUUCCUUAAUAUAUAUAUAAAAAAAAUCAAAUUCACAUAUACAAAUAUCUUCAAUACAUAGAAAUGCAUGAAAUUAUUUUGUUUGCAAUGAAUAAAGGGUUUUCCAGUAAGAAAGAUAACUCAGUUCAAAGCUACCAUAAAGAAAGCUGAAGUUUUUUUUAACUUAUUUUAGAAAAUGAAAAAAAAAAGGAAAAAAAAAUUGUCCAAACUUUUUACUGGUCAAAGCCCAGAAGAUCCUAUGAGAUGGUAAGAUGUCAGUCAUCUAUCUGUUUGUCUGUAAACAAUUUUAAAAAUUGCUACUUCUCCUAUAUCGUUGACUCAGUUUCAAUAAAACUUGGUACACAGGUAGACAAAACGGGUACUAUUAAUAAGAUAUAAUUAUGAUCAUAGGUUUUUGAUGUUGAUGAACAGUGUUGUUCUUUUGUCUAAAAAUGGAAAUUUCAGUGAAAAGUUUUCAAAAAUGCUACCCCAUCCUUCAGUUUUAGUAAAAUUUCAGUAAGUUUCGAUAAGUCCUGGUACAAAGUUUUCUGUGAAAUUGCUGCUCUUACAAGUUUUGGUCAAAUUUCAUUAAAACUUGAUACACACUUAGACUAUACUUAGACAGAACAUUUUUAUCCAGUUAUUUUUAGACAAACGGUUUUGCAAUGGUUACUAAAAAUAGAAUCCUACUAUUCCUACAAUUUUUCUCAUGAUUUCAAUAAACAUGAUAGUAGACUCAACCAAUAAUCAUAAUUCUAUUCAUUGAUGUUGCCAUAGCUUCUAAGUUCCGAGUCCAUGUGCUAUUUUUCUCUUUAUAAACCAGUAGAGCUACAGUCUUGUCAGAUAUUUCUGGUUGUAUUAUCAUUUUUAUACAUAAAAAAAGCAUUCAAUAACAUCUACUACCAAUUUUUUGUGAAUAUAUUACAUAAAUGACAUUUUACUAUAAAAAUCAAUCAUUUAAUGAAAG